AUGACACGGCCAUUAGUAUCACGACGUGGUAGGCUCGCACUGCUGCUAGUCGCUUUUUGGAUAACGGUAGCCUUCCUGGCAUCCCAUGGAGACGUGCGGCAGAUAUUUUUACAGCGAUGGCUGCGAGUACGGGCCCACGAACCCAAGGCAGGCGAAUCCCAAGUCACUAACCCCGAGCCUGACAUCCAACAAACCACCCUCACUGGGACGCUUACGCAUAAUAUGACUCCCGCUGUCCUUCAGGCUACAGACCGAGUUAACGCAACGUUUGUCACUCUCGCUCGCAACCAAGACGUAUGGGACCUUGCGCGGACGGUCAAACAGAUUGAAGACCGUCUGAACUCCCGCAUGCACUACGACUGGGUGUUCCUCAACGACAAACCCUUUGACAGCACCUUUAAGCGUGUCAUGACCUCCCUCGUCUCAGGGGAAGCCAAGUUCGGCUCCAUACCCAGCGAGGAGUGGUCGUUUCCGCCACAUAUCGACCUAGAGCGCGCCGCUCGUACCCGCCAGCGUAUGAAGGACCAGGGAGUCAUCUACGGCGAUUCCGUGAGCUACCGACAUAUGUGUCGGUAUCAGAGCGGAUUCUUUUUCAGGCAUCCUCUGAUGAUGCAGUAUGAGUGGUAUUGGCGUGUAGAGCCGGGGGUUGAGUUUAUGUGUGAUAUACGCGAAGAUCCAUUUAGGGUGAUGGCAGACAAAGGCAAGAAGUGUGGGUUUGUGAUCAGCUUACGGGAAUACCCUACCACUAUCCCAUCGCUGUGGGAGAAGACUAGGAAGUUUAUCAAGGAGCAUCCAGAGCACGUUGUCAAAGAAAACAUGAUAGAUUUCAUCAGUGAUGAUCACGGAGUCAGCUAUAAUAAUUGCCAUUUUUGGUCGAACUUUGAAAUUGGUUCGCUCUCAUUUUUCCGCUCGAAAGCGUACAUCGAUUACUUCAACCAUCUUGAUAACACAGGCGGCUUUUUCUAUGAGCGUUGGGGGGACGCCCCCAUCCACUCUAUUGCAGCAGCCCUGAUGCUUAAGAAGUCCGAAAUCCACUUCUUUAACGAUAUCGGUUAUUACCACGUUCCCUUCACACACUGUCCGACAGGCAAUAAACUCAAGACAGAUCUACGAUGUUAUUGUAGUGAAAAGAAGAAUUUCGACUGGAAGGGGUAUUCAUGUACAGAGAAAUUUUUUGAUUUGACUGGGCUGGAGAAACCAGAGGGAUAUGAAUUAGAGAGCAAUUAA
Molecule: messenger RNA, 1227 nt
Organism: Arthroderma uncinatum
Lineage: Eukaryota; Fungi; Ascomycota; Eurotiomycetes; Onygenales; Arthrodermataceae
Product: alpha-1,2 mannosyltransferase KTR1
Exons: 3
Coding region: 1-1227 (408 amino acids)
Biological process (GO): protein N-linked glycosylation; protein O-linked glycosylation; cell wall mannoprotein biosynthetic process
Cellular component (GO): Golgi apparatus; membrane
Molecular function (GO): alpha-1,2-mannosyltransferase activity
Source: RefSeq, a predicted model, not a curated record